ACAGUCUUUGCCUUUGAAAGAAUCGCAAAAUUUGUGUGAUUAACUGUAACCUACGGAUAAUGAUCGUCUUAAUCGUUACAAUAAUUGUUACCGCUCUACUAUGGAUUAUUUUGGACAAUUCAAAUCGACGCAAACUACCACCCGGACCAAUUAAACUUCCCAUUUUCGGAAACGCUCUUCAAAUUUCCCUUGCCGGCAAAUUAACUGGGCCAGCGUAUUACAAACUGUCCAAACAGUAUGGCGACGUAAUGAGUCUGAAAACGGGAACACUGGAUUCGAUCGUUUUGUCAUCGUAUGAAGUGAUGCGUGAACUAUUUGCUAAGGACGAAGUCUCAGAUAGACAGUGUGAUGGAGCCGGUUUGGAACGGAACAUGAACAGAAAUAUGGGAAUAAUAUUUGCGAGUGGAAAAGUUUGGAAAGAUCUAAGGCGAUUCACGUUACGAAAUCUCCGUGAUUUCGGCUUUUCUAAAUCAAAUUUAAUGGAAAGUGCACAGCAAGAAGAGUUGCAAAACUUUGGAGAAUAUCUGACGGAAAAGUUAAAGAAAAGCAAAAACGGUGUGAUGUCAAUGCGUGGAUUUUUCAAUUUACCCGUGUUAAAUGUCGUCUGGAGUAUGAUUAUGAGUGAACGAUUUCCAUACGAUGAUCCCAAAUUAACACAUUAUAUCCAACUGAAUGAUGAGUUCUUUCUCAGUAACAAUUUUGUAUCCAGUUGGUCAUUGUUUUUUCCUUUUCUGAGGAACUGGUUUCCGGAGCAAAGUGGCCGAAAUGCUAUUCUUAGGAGUGUCGAUGGUCUGCAGCAUUUUAUUCGGGGAGUGAUUGAGGAUUGUCGACGGAAGGAGAUUUACAAGAUCAAUCCACAAAAUUUGGUCGACGUAUUUUUAGAGAAAAUUGAGUCUGAAAAAAAUGAUCCAAGCACAUCAUUCACUGAUGAUCAGUUAUUGAUUACUAUGCUGGACAUUUUCCAAGCUGGCCUGGAAACCACGAGCAACAUGUUGUCUUGGACGAUUCUGUUCCUAAUAUUAAAUCCUCAUGUGCAAGAACGGUUGUAUGAAGAGAUAUCACGAGUAAUUCCGAAGGGACAACCAAUCACCUUGGAUCAUAAAAACAGAAUGCCCUAUGCCCAUGCGACAAUACUGGAAAGUCAUAGACGCGCCCGAUUAAUACCGAUAGCCAUUGGGCAUAAGGUCGUUACCGAUUUCGAAUACCAAGGCUAUUUGUUCAAGGCGGGAACGCCAGUAUUUGCAAAUACUUAUGCAGUUUUGGUGAACGAAGAGUUGUGGAAGGAUCCAGAUCAAUACUAUCCCGAGAGAUUUUUGAACGCAGAUGGCAAAAUCGAUAAACGAAAAGCUGAAAUCAUCAAAAUAGUUUUCUCGCCUGGCAAGCGUAUUUGCAUUGGGGAAUCAGUAGCGGAGAGCUCUAUUUUCAUGUUUUUGGUAGGACUUGUACAAAUGUUUGAAUUUCAAUGCGUUCCUGGACAACCGAAGCCGACUACAGUGCCACAAGUUGGAUUCGCCUACUCUCCGCAUAAUUUCGAUGUGGUUAUUAAAGUCAGAGACAAUUGAAUGUGCCUUGAAAUAGCUAUUUUCCUGUUAACUGUCUGGAUGGUGUUGUUUUUCGCACUCGAUUUGAGAUCGUGUGUGCAAACCACUCAUUUAGACACGUAAUAGUAACAAGAUUUUAUCUACUGCUUAUAUAC
Messenger RNA from Bradysia coprophila, 1696 nucleotides. RefSeq names its product cytochrome P450 2B4-like. Gene Ontology annotation, molecular function: oxidoreductase activity, acting on paired donors, with incorporation or reduction of molecular oxygen, reduced flavin or flavoprotein as one donor, and incorporation of one atom of oxygen; steroid hydroxylase activity; heme binding. Gene Ontology annotation, cellular component: intracellular membrane-bounded organelle; cytoplasm. Lineage: Eukaryota; Metazoa; Arthropoda; Insecta; Diptera; Sciaridae. Gene Ontology annotation, biological process: xenobiotic metabolic process. The record is from RefSeq and is a predicted model, not a curated record.